Molecule: messenger RNA, 1862 nt
Organism: Seriola aureovittata
Lineage: Eukaryota; Metazoa; Chordata; Actinopteri; Carangiformes; Carangidae
Gene: lcp2b
Product: lymphocyte cytosolic protein 2b
Exons: 4
Coding region: 1331-1615 (94 amino acids)
Biological process (GO): cell surface receptor protein tyrosine kinase signaling pathway; intracellular signal transduction
Source: RefSeq, a predicted model, not a curated record
UUGGUCAUAAGUAAGAAAACAGAUUUUAUUUUACAUUUUCCGUUGGUAACUCAUUGAACAACAAUGCAUUACUUUCAUAUUUACGUUCUGUGCAGAUUAAAGGCACAAAAGUCUCCAAAACAAGGUAAAGAAGACUUAAAUUCAACUAUACCGCUGACAUAAAGAAAUAUUUUCUUGUGCAUAAUACUAUUUUUUAUUGUAUUGUCCUAGUAUUUGGACAGGAAGAGGAAUUUUGGGACUCUGAUGAGUUUGUAAGUAAAAAACUACAAACUAUUAUCAAAUUGGGCAUUUUUAUUAAUACAAAGUAUUAUUGUUAUUCAAAUUAAAUUAAAAUGUUCCUUAACAUGCAACAUACUCAUUACUUGCGUCACCGGUCUGUGCUUUGGUUAGGACAAUGAAAGUGAUAAUGAUUAUGAGAGUCCAGAACAGGAAGACAAUGGCUACAUCUGUGCCCUGACUGAGCCACAAACAGCCGAGCAACAAGACAGUGACGAGUACAAUGACGGCGACUACAAGUGGUCUGCCUCUGUAGACACAAUGAAGCCACCUCGGCACCCAACUAAAACCAGAGGUAACAGAACGUAAUCAAGACAAGAGUGCUGUGCACAAAAAUGCAAUCAUAUGAAGAAAAUCUCAGUAUAUAAGCUGCUUUUGUAUGCUUUGAAAGCAGAAUUGGUGUUCAUGUUUCCUGACUUAUUUACUACGUGUGUACCGUAUAUGAGAAGAUCCAUCUCCUGCUCAAAGGACCUCAAAACUUCCACUUCCUCACCCACCAAGAAACCCUGCCCCUCAGAGGCAGUUUCAUGAAUUUUCCCAUUCAAUGACACCAGCCAGCCAGCCCGAUCUCCACUUAGAGAGGAGCAGGAAGCCUGGACAACCUGGCCCAUCUCUGAAAGACCUGCCAAAAUCAAGUAUGUGCUGCUUAUUAUAUUGCGUUAUCAUGUCUCAAGUUACUUCCACAUUUCUAUUUCACACUUUCCAUAAUCUCCACAAGAGGGCAGCACUCUCAAGCCUUGUGGCUCAUACACCAGAAAGGUCCUUACACCAAGGAUUCCCAGAUGCAAAGACGUGUCUAGCAGGUGGGCCAAUCUAAACAAUUUUAGAGUAUAGCAAGCACUUCAUUAUGGGUAAUGCUGUUAUUUAAGUUUUUUUCAAUAACGUUCUGUUACAUUUCUCCCGUCCCAGAGCAAGUAAACUCCUUCCACCGACUCCAGUGCCAACACAACCUGCACCUGAUAACAAUUCAAUCCCAGGAUCAAAACAGGCUUUGGAUCCCAGCUGGUAUGCAGGAAAGGUGACCAGACAUCAAGCUGAAGUCAAUCUCAGAGAGAUGAACAAGGAUGGGGCAUUUGUAGUGAGGGACAGCACAACAGGCUCUGCGGAACACCCCUACACCCUGAUGCUGCUGAAACAAGGCAAAGUUUACAACAUUCAGAUCCGUAACCACAUGGACUCCUACUCCCUCGGCACUGGCCUCCACAACACCAAGAGUUUCCCUGGGGUGAAGGAGAUGAUUACCCAUCACACACACACACCGCUGCUGCUCAUUGAUGCCACAGACCAGAACUAUGAAGCGCAGAGCCAAUGUUGUCUGCUGCACCCUGCGGGACUCUGACCAGCACCAACAGCGGGCUUAACGUGGGUGUUUUCUGUAUGCUAAUUUGUGCAUAUGUAUACGUGUGGCCUGCUCAGAGGCCUUUCUAAGAACAGCCGAAGAAACGACAUAAUUUUCACCAUCCCAAAGGUCACUGUUGUGUAACUCCUUUUUCUUGGUACAUUCACUUUAAUUUUUCGUAAACAGAAUUAAAAAAAAAAGAAUGAUUUCUACAUUGUUGGUGAUUUGUAUAUUUCAUUAAACUAUG